UCAGAUCAGGUCGGAUAAAUAAUAGAACUGUCAUCGGCAUUCGGCAUAAUAUAUCGCCGAUUUAGUUUAUUUGCAAUUUUUUUAUUUGACUACAAUUUAAUUUAAUUAAUAUGAAGUAUAUAUCUGUUAGUUUGAUAGUAACUUUAAUUUUUAGUUUCUAUGUCAUAAAUACUAUUUGGACACUGGCUGAGAUAUUCAUACCGCCAAAAUGCAGUCGUGGCGAAAGAUGUUUAGAAUCAUAUCUAUCUUCGAAUCCAGUACAACAUCUUAUUUUAUACACCUCGAUGAAGGAAUACCCAUCACUUGAUGGGACAUCCCUGGAAUCUGUCACAAAAGUUCAUACGACCAUGAAUUUUGAUUAUCGGAGUUCAGCUACUUUUGAAAUAAAUUUAAAGGUCCCUCGAAAAACUCGCAAUAAUGGAACACUAUUUAUGCAUGCGGUGUUGUUAGAAGACAGCCGGCUUUAUAGAGAUUUUGAUGAAAUACGCAGAGUUGAAGCUGUGCAUACCCUUCCUUUGGUAACACAUAUUGAGCCUCAAGCUGAAACAUUCAAAUUGCUACAGCAAAAAGUGGCUGACACAAAGACCAAAGAUGUUAAAGUUCGUCCGUUUGCACACAUAACAACAAUAGUACCUUUGGCAAUACUGACAGACAAAUUAGACCUUCCUGCUAAUAAAAUUCCUGGCGAGUUGUACCACUAUAUGAGAAUAAGAGGUGGCAAGUUCCUGCCAAUAAUUCAGCACAAUGUGUUAAAGUCUCGAAUUUCGAAUCUCCAGUUGCUCAACAUUAGUACCACAGAUGUGAACAUGACUGUUAGUGUGGCACCUACUUCCUAUGGGUCCCUUCGCCUGGCGCUUCACGUAAGACUCGCAUUGGAGCAACUGAAUGUGCUAGGGUUUAGUGCCAAGGACAUUGAUGAUGUAAAAGGAAUAUUUGCUGAUACAAAUCUGUACUUGCUGUCGGCUACAGUGUUGAUAGCUAGUUGUCAUUUGCUAUUCGACUUCCUGGCGUUCAAAAACGACGUUUCGUUCUGGCGUCGCAAGCGUUCCCUGGCGGGUCUCUCGACUCGCACGGUGCUAUGGCGUGCGUUCUCUCAGACCGUCAUCUUCUUCUACUUGAUGGAUGAGCAGACAUCCAUGCUGGUCCUCGUGCCGGCUGGUAUCAGUGCUGUCAUUGAGCUAUGGAAAGUGACGAAGGUGCUCCACCUGCGGAUAUCGUUCUCCGGGUGGAGGCCGCGCGUGUGGCGCGCCGCGGGCGACGCGGCGGAGCGCAGCACGGCGCGCGCCGACGCCGAGGCCAUGAGGUACCUCUCCAUGCUGCUGUAUCCGCUCUGUGUGGCCGGCGCCGUGUAUUCCCUUGUGUUCGAACCGCACAAGAGUUGGUACUCCUGGGCUCUGCACAGCAUAGUGAACGGAGUGUACGGAUUCGGUUUCCUCUUCAUGUUGCCGCAACUGUUCGUCAACUAUCGCUUACGAUCCGUCGCCGCGUUGCCGUGGCGGGCGUUCAUGUACAAGGCGUUCAACACGUUCAUUGACGAUGUGUUCGCGUUCAUCAUCACUAUGCCGACUGCUCAUAGAGUGGCUUGCUUCAGGGACGACCUCGUGUUUCUGGUCUACUUGUAUCAAAGAUGGUUAUAUCCAGUGGAUAAGUCCCGAACUGAUUCUGCCACCAGUAUGGACGAAAACCCUGAGGAACUUGAGCCGCUUAAAGAAAAAGAGGAAUAAGUCUACUGCCUCAUAUGGUUUAUUCUUAAUAUCAUAUGCCAAUUACGUUAUAGAUUUAAUUUUAUGUUGAUUUUGCUUCUAGUGACAAUCGGUGUUGAGGUUGUAUGGGAUUAUUUUAGAUAACAUUCCAAAAUGCAUUUCAUUAUGCUCGUGCAAAUUUAAGCCCUCAAUUUCCAGCGAGGCUUACAUAAUAACCUUUUGUCUAGCAAUUAGAAUUUCGGAUGUAAAGUUCAAAUUGGUAACAGUUGUUGUCGGAAUUGGACAACCUAAUAAGUGGUAACCAAAGCUUGGAAAGCAAUAUUGAUAUCAGGUCAGGUGUGUUAGUUUUUGUUUUGUUUAUUUCACUUUCUAGUUCUAGCAAGGUGUUGUUACUUAUUCGUUAAAUCGCUAGUUCUGUAGAAGUAAGCUAGUGGUAGCUUGUAAAGUUAUCAAUUAUCACAAACUAUUGCCUGUGGUUCCACUCGCAUAAACUUGUUGAAAAUCUAAUUUGAUAAUUGAAUAGUUCUACAUAAAUUCAAUUUCCAUAAUAUUUAAUUUAUAUUAUCAAAAAGAGGAGUAUAUGAUAAAUCAGAUUUUUUGUUGGUUUUAUUUAGCUUGACAUCGUCAUCGUCGCACAAAUUUAGUUAAUAUAACGAUGCCGUACGGAAAAUUAAAACACCAGUAUUUCAUUAGCUAUCUUACUGUUUUCAAGGAGUUUGGGUAAAAUUUCAACUUUUGGUCGUAUGUUAUUUAGAUUUUCAAAACUUAAAUAAAAUACAAGUUGAACUUGGGGUUUGUUGUUGGGAUUUAAUUUGAUUGUUUUACGCUCUAAUAAUAAUGCCCAGUAGCGAAUUAAAAUGGUAAUUACAAGGAAGAUUAGUGUCUUCCCUGCAUAAUACAGGGUUACUUUUCUCUCUACUUCUUUGUUGUAUGUUCCGUUCCUUAUGCAAAUACUGAAAAUAUAUAAUAAUAAAUAGGUAAUUUAUAACAUUUUGAGGUAAAUUAUGGUUAGGAUGCAUAAAUAUUUCAAAAGAUAGAUUCAUUAGAUGUUUAAAAAAGGGUGACGCAACCAAUUCUAUGGCGGCGGCCAAAGAAUAAAAGAGAUCUUUGAAGCGGAAUGACACGAAUCACUUUAGGUCCUUUUUAUAAUAUCAGUCUAUGGACUGUAUACUGUAUAGUAAUUGUUAAUUAAUUGUGUGUAUAUUUUGGUAGACGUAAAAUUGUUUGUUAUAAUAUUUGAAAUAUUUAAAAAAUACAUACUUACAUAUUAUUUAUUUUCUUUUCAUAUAUUUAGGUUUUCCAAGCAGACUUAAUUUACGACUGCCAUGUAGAUGUUCCCCAAGCGUAUUUUGAAAGGUGAAAGGUAAAAGGAAUAGCAAUGCUAACUUUUAGAACUUAUUAUUUAUAUUUUUAAAUUGCAUCGAGGUAUUUUUCUGGUCUUUAGGUGUAUUUAGUGAAAAUAUAUAUUCUCAUUCUGAAGAAUAGUUAAAUAUUUGUAUAAUGAUUGUAAUUACUUACUAUUUUAUUAAUUAAUUGCAAUAUGUCAGGUUCUAUUUGAGUUCUAUUCAUGACAAAAUUUGAUAAAAUAAGGUAUGUGCUUUUAUUAUAGAUUUGCUUUUAGAUUUAGAAACGAAAAAUAUGUACGUCGCUGAAAAGUGGUUUAAAAAGCUAAAUACCGCCGUGAUAUUAAAAUAACUCUAGAAACUAAUUAUUUAACAUGCAACAAAUAAAAAUUUCGCCUGUUGACGCCAUUUAGUACACAAAACGAAACUAGCGCCGCCUUGUGACUCGGAUGUAUAGUUAUUUUAAUAUGAUAGCGGCUUUUCAGUCUCUUGCUUCAUUCAAACGUCUAGCUGUUUAAUUGUGUAAAAAAUAGCUAUUUUUAACCGCUUUGCUGCAAUAUUUUCGUUAAUGUUUUCAAAUCAUUAUACAUAUUAGUUUUUUAUCAUCGAUUAAUUUCUAAGUUACGUACUAAAAUGUCCUUCUUUAAUAAAUGCAAUUCAUAGAGGCUGUUUUUGGUGCUAAUGUAUAUGCGCCAAACUUACUUUGAUGAUUCUGAUUAAAUAUGUAGUAAAGAAUAUAAGUGAAAUAGAGUUCUAAAAUUAUUUUCAAUAAGAUGUUAAAAAUAAUUGCUUCUUUCCACAGUUCAGGUUUUUUUUCGGCGUUGAGUUGAUGGGGUUUUUUGGGUUGUGGUGUUUGAUCCGUCCAAAUCAAACUCUUUUUUUCUACUUCAUCGCAGCUGAAAUAAUACUACUUACUGGCUGAUUUUUUAAUGUUAGUUUUUUGCAAGAGUUGCAAUUUUUGUUCUAACCGUUCAAUAUUUAUACCAUUGUCUACAUAGAAAGUGCUUAGGUAGAUGUAUCGAAGGUUUUCUAUGUGACCUACUGUUCAGUAAUGCAAAUAGGUUAAAGAACAAUGUUUGAUCAGUUUGGAUCUCUACAUAUUUGGGUUUUAUUAACUAAUAAUAUAAUUAUAAAUUCGAAAGUGUUUUAAAUGAAUUAUAACUUUAAUUAAAAAAUCAUUGAUAUAAAAGUGUAAUAAAUAUAAUAUGCGCUGUACUGAGACAACGACUGCAUUUAUUAUAUAAAGUAUUUGAUGUGUACACAAUAUUAUAUAUUAUUGUUUUCUGAGGUGAGCUAGUUCUAGUGCAUUUAUUGACAUUUUAAGCAAAAGAUAUUUGUUAUGAAAAAAAAGAGAUUCUAAUGAAAAUUAUUUGUCAUGUUUGUUUUCUGAUAAUGUGAUUGAACCAAUAUUUAUGUUAAUACAUACAAUAGCACAUUACGAUGUGAUUAGCCCAAUUUAUCGCAUAUUUGUAUAUUUUCCUGCGUCAUAACGCCCGCCUACAUACGGAUAAUUACAUUUUGAAUAAAGAACACACUAAAUUCUUAUAACUUAUGGACAAAAUACAUAGUCCUUGCGGAUUUCUGAAUAAAAUUCCGUAUAUUCGUGGUAGACUUGAAGCUCUGAAAAUGAAUUAUGCUGUGCCUUGUCACACAUUAUAUAGAAGAACAUCACAAAUAAAAGACUUCAGUUUUUUAUUUAUAUUUAAUGUAUAAAAAUAAAAUAGCUAGGAUAUUAUGUUAAACUGACUAUAGAAGAACGUAAAUAUAAAGCAAUAUAAUGUACUAUUUUAAA
Amyelois transitella is the source of this 4838-nucleotide messenger RNA. Its product is annotated as lipid scramblase CLPTM1L. The transcript is spliced from 8 exons. Gene Ontology annotation, cellular component: endomembrane system; membrane. NCBI's taxonomy places the organism in Eukaryota, Metazoa, Arthropoda, Insecta, Lepidoptera, Pyralidae. The record is from RefSeq and is a predicted model, not a curated record. The coding region runs from base 111 to 1724 and encodes 537 amino acids.